AUGCCAAUAUCACAUUGGGGCAUUUCGGUAACUCACAUUCCAUCGGCCACUUCGUUCUAUCUUGCUGCGCUCCAGCCCUUGGGAUAUCGCUUUAUUGGCCAUCAGGGCGAUUCGAUUGGUCUUGGGAUCGAUUCUGCCGAUUUCUUCAUCACUCAGGCGCCUAUUGGCACACGACCUGCGCCGAACCACAUUGCCUUUCUUGCGGAGAGUAGAUUGAUCGUAAGAGAGUGCUAUGCGGCUGCACUGAACUCUGGAGCCUACCCGAGCGGAUCACCAAAGUACCGGAACGAGGAGUGCGAAUGCUUCAACGCUGCUGUAGAGGACCUGGAUGGAAACACGAUCGAGUUCAUCUUUCGACAGCCGCAUGGCGAGGGAAAGUGCUGCGGUACGGUUGCGCCUGCGGAAGAUCAGAAAGUCAUCACUUGGCAGAAGGACGUCGAGGAGGGUGUGCCGGAGGAAGACGCGCAAUCUGUCGCACGGUCCCAGGCAUCAGGUGGAACUCUCGCAUCGCAAGCGUCGAAAGCCAAGUCGAGAAUGCAGACCGCAAUGGACCUUGUCUCGAAUACAUCGAAAUCAGUGAAGUCGGACACACCCAGCCAGGCCAUUUCUCGGACCAACACCGCUCCAGCGAAGCCCGACUUCCCGGCCAAAGGACUGAUUGGUAUAGCCUUGGGCGCUGCUGCUGGCGCGGGAUUGAUGUAUGCGUUGCAUAGAGCGGAGUCGAGAAAUGCACAAGAAGAGUCCGAGCAUAUGGCCUACAUGUCGUCUAAGAAUUCAAGGCGUCAGUCUGUCGCUGGCACUGUCAGACCGCCGCCACCGAAAGCAGAGACUGUAAAGGAAUCAAUAGCUCCGCCACCACCUCCGCCAUCUCCGCCAUCUUCAAAGCACGAUACGAGGAAGUUCCACCGCAAUUUCAGUACGACAGAGUCCGCAUACAGCCGGAGACCGCCACCACCAGAAACACGAGCAAUGCGCAUGAUCGCAGACACGGGCUACAACAAGGACGACGAAGACGUUCAAGAAGUGCUGAGCCGGUACACCACGAUGCGACCGCACGCGACCAGAAAUCGAGACGAUGAAAUCGAAUAUGCCCCAGCAUCAAGAGCGCCGCGAAGCGACGCACCCUCAGGACAUAGCAUAAAACGCGCCAAUACUCUUCCAGUCGGUGCCCUCGAAGAUCGCCCAAACUACUACCUCGAAGCACCUCCAGCAAAAUCCAGUGCCUCCAGAUACGCAAGCCGACAUGGAUCCACGUCGGGCUCACAUUACGAUCGCCGCAGCAGCCACGACGACGCCAACCUCAAACGCCACGACAGUGGCGUCAGCAUGCAUUCCUCCCAUCGCAGCCACCGCGACCGCGAUCGAGACAGCGAAGCCGGCAGGAGAUCCUCUGCAAGCACCAUCAAACCCUCCCGCCGAGACUCCAAGUACGACGAUGUCCAAGCCGCGGUCGAAGCAGCAGUAGGCAAGAAAGCCGCAUCAAAAGCCCCAAGCUCCUGCUACUACCCAGCCGCCAUAUCCCUCCCACCCUCCAAAGCAGAUUCUCGCAGCGACCGAGAGCGCGAUCGGGAUGGGGAUCACUCCCACGCAGGUUCAAAGGCACCGACCUACAUCUCCCCGCGCGACGCCCAGAUCCCACCCCUCGAGGCCGUAGAAAGCAAACAGAGCUGGGAAGAUUUCGCCGGCGAGGAGAGUGACGGGCUAGGGGAUGUCAGGACUGUUAUGCCAGAUGAUAGCAUCUCUUGUGUUGAUCUCAGUAAGCGGAGACGGAAACACCAUAGUUCGAGGAGGGGUGAGGCGGGGAGUGAGAGGACUGUGAGGCCGGCGAGGAAGGAGAAGGAGAGGGAGCGUGGGAGUCGGUAUAGUGAUGCUAAGCUGACUGCGAUACCGUAUCGGGGGAAGGAGAGGGAGGGGAAGAGGAGUAUUUUGGGGUUUGCGUAG
Molecule: messenger RNA, 1941 nt
Organism: Fulvia fulva
Lineage: Eukaryota; Fungi; Ascomycota; Dothideomycetes; Mycosphaerellales; Mycosphaerellaceae
Exons: 2
Coding region: 1-1941 (646 amino acids)
Source: RefSeq, a predicted model, not a curated record